Triticum aestivum (bread wheat) is the source of this 1082-nucleotide messenger RNA. Its product is annotated as eukaryotic translation initiation factor 5A-1. The transcript has 5 exons. Lineage: Eukaryota; Viridiplantae; Streptophyta; Magnoliopsida; Poales; Poaceae. Gene Ontology annotation, molecular function: RNA binding; translation elongation factor activity; ribosome binding. The coding region runs from base 231 to 803 and encodes 190 amino acids. Gene Ontology annotation, biological process: positive regulation of translational termination; positive regulation of translational elongation. The record is from RefSeq and is a predicted model, not a curated record.
GGUAGACCAAAUCCAUAUCGAGCGGUGGGAGGCCCAGCACGGAGUGAUGUGACAUACGGCCCAAUAUAAGCAACGCCCUAUCCGGCGGCGGCUAUCCCCAUCGCAUAAAAAGCUGGGAGGUGAGGCGUACCAAGAACCCUAGCCUCCGGAUCCAUCCAUCCGCCCCUCGCUGCCGCUGCAUCUCGUCUCCACCACCCCACUUGCCCCCGGACCCAGGAGGAUCGUCGGAGAUGUCGGACACCGAUGAGCACCACUUCGAGUCCAAGGCCGACUCCGGCGCCUCCAAGACCUACCCUCAGCAGGCCGGCGCCAUCCGCAAGGGUGGACACAUCGUCAUCAAGGCCCGUCCCUGCAAGGUUGUUGAGGUCUCCACCUCCAAGACUGGGAAGCAUGGUCACGCAAAGUGUCACUUUGUUGCCAUUGACAUCUUUAAUGGAAAGAAGCUUGAGGAUAUCGUUCCUUCAUCCCACAACUGUGACGUAAGCUACACCGAGAUGCUUCAUUUUGUUAGUUUCUUUUCGUUCAGUAGAUCUUAUUUAGCCUUCUCUGUUGUGUUAUUUGUUCAGGUCCCCCAUGUUGACCGCCAAGAUUAUCAGCUGAUUGACAUAACUGAUGAUGGAUAUGUCAGCCUUCUAACUGAGAGUGGCAACACUAAGGAUGACCUGAAGCUUCCCACUGAUGAUGUUCUGCUUGGCCAGAUCAAGACUGGAUUUGCUGAUGGCAAGGACCUGAUCCUGUCUGUGAUGUCCGCCAUGGGUGAAGAACAGAUCUGCGCUGUGAAGGAAAUCGGUGGUGGCAAGUAAGCAGCUGUGCGUGGUUGCCUACCUGCGAUACUUGGUAUCUAGUGCUUCUGGGUGUUUGAGAUACACAUACAUAGGCAUCAAGAUAUCUGUUGGGUGAAACAAGUUUGAUCCAGAUUUGUGUGUUUUUUACACCGAAUGCUCGAGGUGCUGCUAGUACUUUGUUAUCUAUCUAUCUAUCUCUAUUAUAAUACCCUUUGGAAUUGGAACUGAGUGGUUGCUGGAACUUAGAUUCCGGUUUGCUCAUCCGCCCUAUCUCUAUGAAUGAAUUGGUUUGGGUUA